GAAUAGAGCACAGUUUCUGCUAACCUUAAAACACCGUGGAUUUCUCAGAUUCUGGUUCUUCCUGCAAAAUUGGAGCAUAUUUUGCAGGAUGUCUGAACCAAAAAGCAUCCGCGGGGUUUCGCGGAUAGUGAAGAAGCUGGACAGCGCUCUGGAAGCGCAGAAUUUCUACGAGGCACACCAGAUUUUGCGAUCCAUCUUCUACAGAUACACUGCACAGAAGAACUAUGAGGAAUUGCUGGCGCUUCUCCACAAGGGUGUCCUGUACUUCAUCGACCACAGCCAGAAGACCAUCGUGGCAGAUCUGGCAUCGCUGAUUGUGGACGUGCUGGAGAAGACGACGCCUCGGGCGGAUCAAGAGGAGUGGAUCAAGAGACUGGGCGAGAUUCUGAAAGAAAUGGGCCCGAUUGUGGAGAGAGAGACGCUUCUGGCGAAGAUCAUCAAGUGGAGCAGCAUCGUGAACGGAGGAAGACUCGGUCAUCCGCUGGUGCACAAAAUCGUUGGCCAGAUAAUGUGGCAGGAGAACAAUGUGGAGCAGGCGAAGCACCACUUCCUCCUGUCCAAGGACGGCGAGGGAUUCGCCCAGAUGCUGAUCCAGAUGAGCAUCACAAAGGCCUACCAGGGUGAGAAGGACCUCAUCAUCGCGCAAGUCAUCCUGCAGCAGCUGUGCCUCAAGGAGACUUCCACGGCGCAGCAGACUUUCAGCGCCUACACGAAGCUCCAUCCGGACAUUCUGCUCGAGCAGCCAUACUUCUACCUGCCGCUGCUGAACUUCCUCACCUUCCUCCUCAAGCUGGUCAAGAGUGGCACUCUGGAGAGCUUCAAGGCCCUCUGCGACCUCUACAAGCCCUCCACUGACCGCGAUCCCUCAUAUGAGAAGUAUCUGCAGAAGAUUGGGACAAUCUACUUCGGCGCUCCGGCUCCGCAGCCGCGCUCGCAUCACGGCCUCUUCGGGGAUCUGUUCAACCAACUCUUCCAGGGCCUGGAAGACGAGCCCUCUUCCUCCGCCACGGUCUCUCUCAACGACCUGGACUAAUUGCACUCUUUCCAAAUUGUGGUUGCAGCAAUGAAAAUAAAACAUUUCCCAUCACA
Messenger RNA from Phlebotomus argentipes, 1089 nucleotides. RefSeq names its product Golgi to ER traffic protein 4 homolog. Lineage: Eukaryota; Metazoa; Arthropoda; Insecta; Diptera; Psychodidae. Gene Ontology annotation, molecular function: protein binding. The transcript has 2 exons. The record is from RefSeq and is a predicted model, not a curated record. Gene Ontology annotation, cellular component: BAT3 complex; cytosol. Gene Ontology annotation, biological process: protein insertion into ER membrane. The coding region runs from base 89 to 1033 and encodes 314 amino acids.